This is a messenger RNA of Chara braunii, 3549 nucleotides long. The record is from the annotation of a GenBank genome assembly. NCBI's taxonomy places the organism in Eukaryota, Viridiplantae, Streptophyta, Charophyceae, Charales, Characeae.
UCAUGGUCAAGACUUGAAGAGCUCGACCCAUUGACGUUCACGGACUCCCAAUGCCCGUUCCCUCGACCGGACGAUUGCCGAAACCGCAUUGCAACGUGCUUAUGGCACAAUUGCGGGAUUACUUGCACACUGCAGUACCAGCUCCGUUGAUGGACGUCGGAGUAGAGGUUGCCGACCUUCACGCUUACAUUGCGAAGAUCGACCGCGAGUUCAAGACGCAACGGUACGACGACAUCGACGCACCAUUGCUAUACGUACGCAUUCAAAUCGAAGAGGCGACCUGCAGUGCCUUGAUCGAUUGCAGAGCAUCUCGCAACUACAUCAGCCAGGACUUCAUGCUACACACCGACCUUGGCCCAGGUGUCCGGAGGAAGUCCCAGCCUACGCAAGUCACUUUGGCAGACGGUCAUACGCACAAGUCCAUCGACCGGUGCAUUGACGCCGUCCCAGUGUACUUUGCCCCUCACGCAAGUGAAGCGGUGUCCUUUGACAUUCUGGACACCAAAUUUGACAUGAUCUUGGGCAUGUCAUGGCUGCGAAGCGAGGAUCACCCGGUGAACUUCUUCCACCGCACAGUUCACAUUCRUGAUCGGAACGGAGUACUAGUUCCAUGCACGGUGCCUCUUCCUCAUCCUUCGAUCAGCUGCCACGUGGUAUCCGCCGCAAGCAUGCGAGCUUCCAUCAUCAGAGACGACAUCGAGGAGAUAGGGGUGUGUUUUCUCCACGCCCUCCCGCCCCAUGACGUUUCAUCGACAGACUCACCUUUGGAUCCACGCAUCACCGAGCUUCUCGACGCCUACAGCGACGUGUUCGAAGGMCCGCACGGAGUAGUACCGGAUCGACCCAUCCGCCACGAGAUCAUCCUCUCGGACGGGGCCGUACCUCCGCGCGGUCGCAUCUACCGAAUGAGCGAGGAAAAGUUAAGUGUGCUUCGGGCACAACUCGACGACCUUCUAGAGAAAGGUUGGAUUCGGCCUAGCUCAUCGCCAUAUGGUGCUCCUGUUCUCUUCGUCUGGAAGAAGAACAAGGACCUGCGGUUAUGCAUCGAUUAUCGCAAGCUCAACGCGCAGACGAUUAGGAACGCCGGCCCUCUCCCACGCAUCGAUGACCUUCUCGAGCGAUUGGGCGGCGCCCAGUUCUUCUCUAAGCUGGAUCUCAAGUCAGGGUACCACCAACUCGAGAUUCGCAAGGAGGACCGCUACAAGACCGCGUUCGGGACACGGAAGGCGACACAAAUUCCUUCUAAAUAUGACGGAAAGGACGACAUUGAGUCUUGGAUCAACUCUAUGCGAUCCUGCUUUGAUGUGUUGGGGACACCACCAGUCACUCAGCCGUCGGUCCUAGGAACCAAUGUGGAACCCGCCGUAAGAGGCUUCUUAGAAGCCCAAGCUGUACAGUUAGGCUAUAAGAGAAUAGAUCUGAACAAAUGGUUGAAGGCUACGCCAAUAGCCACAACCGAGGAUCUCUUGAUCAAGCAAUAUGCUGAUCCACAUGUUGCAGCUAAAGUUAGACUCGAGCUUGACAAGCUCAAGCACAGCAAGUGGACGGGCACCAUGCAUAGUCUGCAGCAGUACGUUAGUAAACUCUUUGCUACUCCUAAUCUGGAGAUGACUGCGCAGUCUUGCUUGGAUGUGAUUAAAGCUAUGGAAAGGCGACGCUGUGCCAUGAUUAAGCAUAACAAGAAGCCCCAGCCUGCACCUUUCACAGUGGGAAGCUACGUCUGGGUCAAAAUGUCAGAGUUUUCUGAAGGAGAAGGUGUAUCACGAAAGCUUCUUCCUCAAUAUUACGGUCCGUGGAAGGUGCUGAACCAGGCUGCAGACUGCCGUAGGAUUGCUGAAACAAUUGCUCAUGUCCUGUCCUUAGAAGACGAUGAAGAUCAGCAGGUCUCCAGGAGUGACCUUGUGCCCGCGGGUUUUUACCAGGAGGAGGAGAGAUGGAGGGGAAAGAUAAGGCGGCGGCGGCUGGAAGAGGUUUAUGCAAAGGUGGACACUUCUGCAGCUGAGUUUGAGGCCGCACUGAAAUCAGACUUUGAACCUGUAGUCGACUGUGCAAGGGCCAUGGCAAUUGCGGGUAAAACCCCUUGCAAGACUAAAGCAGAAAUUCUCUACAACCGAGAGAAUCGAUCAGUAUGGCUGAGAGCAAAGUUUGUCAAGUCUCUCGCAAAUGUUGGAGCUGAUUCUCCUGUCACCCAAUGCAUCACAAAUCUUCAAGAUGCAUAUGAUCGAAAUGGAAAGAAGAUGGUGGACUUCUACACAACAGUCAAUGUGGAAAAAGCCCUAGAAAGCUAUAGAAAUGCAGCCGAUGAUGCUCAGGAAGCUGUGCUCGCACAACUAAGGGACCUUGCAUCUUCCCUUUCGCAAAUAAUGAAUGCUGUUAUCAGCAUGGCCACGUUUUCAAUUAUUGCAAAUACAUUGUUUCUACAUGUCAGGGAGGCUGUUCGAAGGGGCUGGUGCUUUCCACACAUUGUGGGCGAUGAGCGUGAAAACGGCGGAGAUUUUGCACAGAGCAACAUGGAAGCUGGGGCGGACAGUGGGUUUCAUUAUCCGACUGAGCAAUCUGGUGCAUCCCACGUGCAGCAAACGUCAACAGUGUUUCCAUGUGCUGCCACCAUGCUAUUGGCUCAGGGAUCUGAUAAUGAGCGAGCAAAUCUUUGUGAUUCUCCACAGCCUUGUCAAGCUGAGGGCAGUAUACGCAAGGGCCAAAAUGCAUUUGAAACGCCCAUUUCUCCAUCUUCUCCUGCCGGCGAGGAGAGCAGCAAUCGUGGCAUUGAGCAUAUGCCUGAAGGCCCACGUAGAACGAUGUCCUUGAGGGGCUUGUUUCCAUUUUGGUUGGAGAAGGCAUCAAUCUCAACAGUGGCCAAUAGCUUCUCAAUGUCAUCUAUGUUCCUGCUCACAGGACCAAACACUGCUGGAAAGUCCACCAUCCUCCGCUCCACUUGUGUGGCUGCUCUGCUGGCGAACUGCGGGCUCUUAAUCCCUGCUGAAGUUGCAUCUAUCCCAAAAUUUGACUUGUUUAUGCUCCGCAUGUUCUCAGCGGACAGUCCAGCAGAGGGCCUGAGCUCUUUUCAGGUGAGAGCAGCGUGGAACGAUUCUGAAAUUGUGCUCUGCACAUGUUGUAUUGUGCUGAACUCCGUGAUUGUGCUCACUGUAGCUUAGUGUCCUGCAGCUCCUUUAUCUUGGAUCAACGAUGACAUCACCGCCAACAUCCAAUAGUCCAGCGGAGAGCCUGAGCUCUUUGCAGGUGAAACCAGCAGAGGGAGGAAGUUGGGCCAUGUGCUCUGCAGACUUGUGUUGAACCAAUUGACUGUCCCUCCUGUCUGUUGAAGAGUAGGAGGAAAGGAGGGUGGUGCCUCAUUUUGACGCUGUCGAUCCACUCGGAAAAAAAAAGGAGGAAAAAACUUUAAAAAAGAAGGAAAAACAGGAAGGGUUGCAUCACUUGUUCUUUGUAAAGGACUGCGGAUACCUGUCACACACCCCAGUUUUUUCACCAAGUGAUUGGGUGAACAUAGUGACUGUGCGUUGUCUUCUGUGAUAAAUGAAAAAUAACUGU